Molecule: messenger RNA, 7669 nt
Organism: Halichondria panicea
Lineage: Eukaryota; Metazoa; Porifera; Demospongiae; Suberitida; Halichondriidae
Exons: 32
Coding region: 46-7563 (2505 amino acids)
Biological process (GO): cell communication; adenylate cyclase-activating G protein-coupled receptor signaling pathway; cell surface receptor signaling pathway
Cellular component (GO): plasma membrane
Molecular function (GO): G protein-coupled receptor activity
Source: RefSeq, a predicted model, not a curated record
UAAUGCCAUUCCCAGUAAGAUUUUGUCGAGUUUAGACUAUAAUUUAUGGCUAGCUCCAACAAUUUGUGUUGCUUGUUCCUAUUGUCUGUCCUCCUUCAUAUAUCACUUGGAGCUGGUGAUGAUCCCACCAUGGAUGUCAAUCCUACUGCUCCGAACACCAGAGGAAGCAGAUUUGCUCUUGCCUUCAUGCAGAAUCACGCGCGAACUGCAGGAACUACUGAACAGCAAAUUGGUCUUUUCAUUACCACUCAACAGGAGAGCUCACGUUUCACCCUAGAGACACGAUGGCCAGGAGUGAAUGGAACAGGAUUCACUGAGACCUCUCCUGGAUCUGGGCUGUGGUCUCGCACGGAAAUCGCUCGACAAGGAGAUUUCACUUUUAUUAAUCUGCUGGCAGGAAGAGGUGGCCAACAAGACAUAGCCGUGCAAAACAAUGGAGAAACCGAUGAAGCUGAAAGACAAAAGGGACUGUUUAUAACAGCAGAAAAUGCAAACGAUGAGCUCACUAUAUAUGUGCUCAAUGAUGAAUUGAUCUCCAUUGAUGCGUACAUGGCUAUCAACUGUGUCGAGUUUCCAGGUGCGACAGAUUACAAGUACUUCAUCUUUUCAUCUGAUGUAUUCGGUGGAGAACGAUUUGAGAGUCGAUUUCUCUUUACUCCUUGUCAAGAUGACACUACUGUCAGUGUACAAGCCUCCCAAACUCAAACCCAUCCCGCAUGGGUGCUACCGAGUUCUGGCAACCCAAGUGCUCGAGUCGAAGCAACUUAUGGGAGGGCUUUCAAUCGUUUUGACACUGUGAUGAUUAGCAAUCUUGACGAUCUUACCGGCUCUAUCAUCACUUCUGACAAGCCAUUGGCUGUAUUUUCUGGACAUCAAUGUGGAACUCCUACUGAUGAUGGAACUUGCGACUAUCUUGUAGAACAAUUGCCACCUCAUCCAACAUAUGGUGACCUGUUUUUCAUGGCUCCCUUUGCUGUCAGACAAAGCGGUGAACUGUACAGAAUUGGCUCCCUUGGGGCUGGAGCACAAGUAACAAUCAAUUGUGAGUGUUUACCAAGUUCAGCUGAUGGGAAUAAUCGAGUUGGACUGGUUAGCGCUGGAAAUGGUGUUUACACGGCCACAGUGGGUGCAGGACAAUACGCUGAGUGCCAGACACCUCAGGAUUCUCAGACCUAUUGUUGUGUUACGUCCUCUCAACCCGUUACCAUGGCUGCUUACACACUUGGAAACUUGAUUGACAACCUUCAAAACAUUCAGGAUCCACCACUUCCUUUUAAUCCGAUUGGAGAUCCAUCUCUCGUUUAUAUACCACCAGUUAACUCUUAUUUGAAUAGUUAUAGUCUCAGUACAGCCAAAAAUUUGACUACUCAGUUUCAGGGAUUUAUAAGCUACAUCUUGCCCACUCGCAUCUUUGAUAAUUCCCCACAAGAUCGGCAGAGGUUUCGUGUAAAUGGAGAAACAUACAUUCCCGACCAAUACGAAGCCAUCAACUGUUUAGUAGGUGGUUCAAAUGAGGUGUGUGCUUACGGAGCUACCAGAUUUUUGGGCGUAGGUAAUUUUAACCUUUCUUACGACAACAUUGAAGGUGGAGCAUUCUGGGGAUUUGCAUACGGCUACGCUCGAGAGGUUUCAUUUGCUUAUCCUUUGCCUUUUGAAAUGGAGCCAGUUGGAUUGGCCUGGAUUCGAGCAGUGGAUCGAGUUGUACUGGAAACUGUUGGAACGGUUGAUCUCAUGUUUAGUAUCACCCGUGGUGAUCAGUCAGGGCGUAGUAGAGCAUUUGCUGACACUCAAGACCUCUCAGCCAUAGCAGGUUCUGAUUAUAAUGAUCCUCAGCCACAAAAUAAUGGUGGGCCCACUGAAAAUGGCAACCUGCGAUGGAGAGCUGGCGACACGUUACCUCGUGUUCCAUACGUAGUCACUAUUUUGGAUGAUAACAUUCCAGAGCCAGUGGAAGUUGUGGAGGUGAUGGUGCUGUGUGUUGCAGGAGAGAACUGCUACCUGCCCAGAACUCGGUACACCAUAACCAUUAUUGAUGAUCAAGGUGCCUGUCCUGACCUACCUGAUUUCUCUGGUGGAUCCAUCUCAUACGACUUUGAGUUUUUCUCAGAGAUUAAUGGUCGACCAUACGGAACAGUUGCCAUGUACAUGUGUGAUGUUGGAACUAUAAUGGGAGAACCUACAAGAACUUGUGAGAAUAGAGUGUGGUCAGGAAGUGUACCAAGCUGCGGAGUGACAAAUCCGGUUGUGAUUAUGUUCAGUAGGGCCACGUUCUCAUUCAGUGAGAGUGAUGGACAAGGCUUCGUGGAGAUAGUGGCAAACAUGGCUCCCACUCAAGACCUUGACUUCAUAGUAACCGGAGGCCCCAGCACUCAAGACUUUGUGGUUGUGUCGGCAGCUGGUCUUCCUGGUCGGUUCACACUCUCUGCCGGGCAGACGUCCGUCCGAGUGCCGUUCAACAUCAAUAACGAUGAGGUUGGUCUGGAGGAUCUGGAGACGUAUUUGGCAUUUCUCUCUCUCACCUCUGAGGCUAUGGCCGCUGGACACUCUUUGGGAGCUCUAACUCAAGCCACUGUGUCAGUCACGGACGAUGACGCUGUCGAUGUGAGUGUGGGUCAGACAACAUACAGUGUUCAAGAAUCUGACGGCUCAGUCACUCUCUCCUAUGUACUCAACCGAGAGGCUGUCAGAGACGUGUCAUUUGAUGUCAUCAACACUGACGGAACAGCCACUGGUGGUGGUAUCGAUUAUGUCUCUGCUGGCUACUCUCUGAACAUUCCUGCCGGUCAAACUGGUGUGACCAGAAGUGUUUCCAUAACGAUGGACAAUCUAGGAUUUGAAGGAGCCGAGAACUUUGUCAACAGCAUAUCCAGCAUCAGCACUGAUGGUGUGGGGGCGGGUGAACCUGAUGCCACAGUUACCAUUCAAGACUCAGAUGCUAUUCAGAUUAUGUUUAGCAUGGCGAUAUUCUCGUUUGCUGAGAAUGUUGAGGGUGGUCAAGGUUUUGUGGAUAUCGUGAGCAACAUACCAGCUGCACAAAGCUUCACAUUCAACGUUAAUGGAGGCCCCAGCACUCAAGACUUUGUGGUUGUGUCGGCAGCUGGUCUUCUUGGUCAGGUGACAUUCCCUGCCGGCCAGACGACUGUUCGAGUGCCGUUUAACAUCAAUAACGACGAGGUUGGUCUGGAGGAUCUGGAGAUGUAUGUGGCAUCUCUCUCCCUUACUCCUGAGGCUAUUGCUGGUGGAGUAUCUCUGGCAGCCAUCUCUCAAGCCGAUGUGCAAGUGGUGGAUGAUGACGAGGUCAGUGUGAGUGUGGGUCAGACAACAUACAGUGCUCAAGAAUCUGACGGCUCAGUCACUCUCUCUUAUGUGCUCAACCGAGAGGCUGUCAGAGACGUGUCAUUUGAUGUCAUCAACACUGACGGAACAGCCACUGGUGGUGGUAUCGAUUACGACUCUGCUGGCUACUCUCUGAACAUUCCAGCCGGUCAAACUAGUGUGUCCAGAACCGUUUCCAUAACGAUGGAUGGCGUAGCAGGAGAGACACCCCCUGAAACCUUCAGUAAUUCUAUCAGUUCGAUCAACACAGUUAGUGUAGUCGCUGGUCCAGCCGAGGCUACUGUCCAGAUCCUGGAUUCAGAUGCACCAGUUACCGUGUCAUUCGGAGAAAUUGAAUACAACUUUGUUGAGAACGAGGUUACAGGCACUAUUCGAGUGGUGACCUCAAGACCCUCUCCUGUUGACUUUUCAUUUACUGUUACUGCACCUCUCAGUGAUACCCAGUUCAUAGCCCCAUCCGGUGGAUCCAUUGACGUCACUGCAACCUUCCCAGCCGGUACCAGUUCGUCUGACAUCACAUUUCCCAUCAAUGACAAUAACUUUGCCCUUGAGGCGGUGGAGGAACUAAUUGCCACGCUGAGCCUUAACAACGCACCUACUGGAGUGGAAUUCGGCACGCCCAGUGUGACUGUUAUCAGGAUACAAGAUGAUGAUGAAUUUUCUGUUGGUUUUGUCAAUGACCAAGUGCCUGUUUCUGAAAGUGAAGGUAGUGUUACCCUCAACAUUGUGAGCACUCCAGCAGCUCGUCCGGUGGAAAUCACCGUUAUCACUCAAGAUAUUAUUGGCGGAGUAAGACCAGCAACGGCUGAUGUUGACUACAACGUGACAAUGGUGGAGAUAACCAUCCCAGCAUUUGCAACAUCCGCUGGCUUCACCGUGGGGAUUAUUACCGAUGUCGUUGUGGAAGGUGAUGAAGUCUUCCGAGCUGUAAUAGUUGGAGCUUCAGCUGACGAGGAACCAUUGCCCGUUAGUCAGCCCCAGAGUGAGGUCACCAUUGUAGACGAUGAUAUGGUGAGUGUCAGCUUCUCCAUGGCAACCUUCUCUUUUGAUGAGGGAUCUGGAACUGGCUCUGUAACUAUUGUCAAGAAUGCUGCAACCAACUUCCCAUUUGAUAUCAGAGUAACUGGAGGUCCCAGUACACAGACUGGCAUCACGGUGAAUGCAGGAGGUAUUGAUAGCACUAUCACAUUCUCUGCCAAUCAGCAAAUGAUCACAAUCGACUUUCCUGUCGGUGAUGAUGAGUUGGGACUGGAAGUGUUGGAGCGAUACAUUGCCAACUUGGAGAUCAUUGGCUCUCCCAGUGGAGUCGUUACCGGGACGAUCACUUCCACUGAGGUGCAAGUGAGAGAUAAUGAUGAAGUGUCAGUUGGAUUCCACGUUGAAUCAGUGACAGUGGAAGAAAGUGAUGGAAUGUUCAGAAUGUGUGUGCGUCUGAACAUAUCUGCCGCUGAGAAUAUCAUUGUCUCCUUAGCAAUACAAGACGGCUCUGCUAUAGAUGGACAAGAUUACACCUCCUCGUCUAUUCCCUCUGAGCUACUGAUAGCAGCUGGUGAGACAGAGGCAUGCUUCACGGGUGACAUCAUCGAGGAUGGAAUACCAGGCGAGGGUACAGAGUCCUUCACCAUAUUUAUCACCGGAGUGGAUCAAUCUGGAGUAAUCAUAUCUAGAGACACAACCCAAGUUAUUAUACAACACAGCGAUGCACAAUGCCUUCCUCUGCCAGAGAUAGCCAAUGGAAUGAUCUCUUAUCUUCCUGAUAACACUUCUAAUUAUGACGUCGGAACUACGGCCAGCUACGUUUGUGAAGAUGGAUUCUUUCUCAGUGGAGACAUAACUAGAGAUUGUCAAUCUGACGGAAUAUUCUCUGGUAUGGAACCUGUUUGCUCUAUGAUUUCUAUGUGUGCUGACUUGCUUGCUAUUGCUAAUGGAGACAUUGCUUACAGUUCUACUAACAUGCCACGGCCGAUAGGCACUGUUGCCUCAUACACUUGUAAUGAUGGCUUUAACAUUGCCGGCCCAGUGAGCAGAACUUGUGUGGAGAACGCUGGCUCAGGAAUGUUCGAUAUGACAGCUCCAACUUGUAUUCCUGGUUGUAAAGCGGAGAUAUACCAGAGUCAUUCUUGGCCCAACACGGCACUAGGGUCUACUGCACUGUCCCCUUGUCCAUGUGUUGAGGUAUUGGGUGUGUUCGCAGGGAAUGUCAGCAGACAGUGCUCUGGGUCAAUCAGUGAGGGAGGUAUGUGGAAGGAUGAGCUUGACCUCAGCAGCUGUGAGACUACACUUUCAGACAUAUCCCGGGAAUUGUGUGAGAUUACACUAGGACUCUCAUCAAAUAUGACAACUCAAGUGUCCAAUCAGAUUGCCAACAUUACAUCCAAACCUCAAAAUCUGACUGCAAGUCAAAUCACCUUGGUUACUGCAAUAGUAGAGCAAGUAGCAGAAAAAGCUGCUGUCAACCAAGAGGUGAGGGAUAACUAUCUUCAAACAAUCGACAAUAUUCAGCAAGCCGAUGUUGACGUCAUCUAUGAGAGCCAGCUGGCAAUGAAUUCAUCAACAAGGAUUCUUGCAAGCCUCGAAACAUUUCUGGACAAUCUCAAUACUUCAACUGUUUCCACAAACUCCACAAGCAAUCAGACUGUUUUAAGUUUUGAAACAUUUGCUAUGACAGUGCAAGAUUUAGACCCUGACAGUUUCCAGGGCCAGACAUUCGUUGUUGAUUUAGGCCCUGUCGAAGAGGCAAUGAACAAUACUGGCGUUAUCGACCAAGAUGCUCUGAUGACAGCUAAUGAUUACAUGACUAAUAACAGAUCUGAGAUUGAUUCCCUUAGUGAAGACACCGAAAACUCAACAGCCUCUCUACGUUUAAGCCCUUUGAUUCUUGAAGAAUGCCCUACAACAAAUCUUUCACUUCGGCAGAGACUAAGUUACUCUGUUUUCUUGUCUGAUGUGCUUUUCCUUCCUGAGAACAGAAGUACUAAUCAGGUGGGAUCUAUUGUGGUGGCUGCAAGACUAGCUUGUCUGCAGACCAACAAGACAGUGCUCACAGUACCAGUACGGACAAGCUUUCUGAUCAGAAUGACGGAUAAUAUCGAAAACAGUAGCUGUGCUGUGUAUAAGACUCAAGCUAUUUCAGAUCAGUUUGGAGCUUGGGACACUGCUGGAUGUAGAGAGAUAACCAGUUCCAAUGGGAGAAAAGAUUGCGAGUGCAGACAAUUGGGCCACUUUGGAAUACUCUUUGAUUUAAAUCCAAUGUCAUUACCUGAAAAUCUUGCAAUUGCUUUGAGCACCAUCACAUACAUUGGCCUGGGCUUGUCUGUAAUAUGUCUUCUGGUGUUUAUAUUCACCAUUUUUAUCAGCAAGAAGCUCCUCGCUGAUAAGCAGAAUCAAAUCCUCAUCAACAUGAGUAUUUCACUGAUAUGCCUGUACGUCACCUUCUUCAUUGGAGGGUUCACUGUUGGUGUCCCACCUCUUUGUGGGGUCAUGUCUGCCCUCCUGCAAUAUUUCUUUUUAGUGUUCUUCUCCUGGGCGGCUGUAGAAGCUGUCUGGCUCUACCUCAAACUGGUAGUGGUAAUGGGAUCUCAGUCCCUCACCUCCAAGUUCAUGCUGAAGGCUGGACUUCCAGCUUGGUUACUACCCUUUAUGAUUGUUGUCAUCAGUGUGGGGGCGGGACACCAGUACUACAGCAACCCAUAUUACUGUCGUCCUACUGAAUGGCCUUUCUAUUUUGGAUUCAUUCUUCCUUUUGUCAUUAUCUACGUAUUCAACUGGAUCGUGUUUGUUGCCAUCAUGGUGUCCAUUUGCAAGCAUUUUAGAAACCUGCAGUCACUAAACGAGAGCUCCGUAUGUCAACAGUUGAGGAAUGUUAAGAAGAACUUGGUCAUUGCAAUGUGCCUAUCGGUUGUACUUGGCCUGGGUUGGGGCUUUGGACUAGUAUCAACAAGCUCUGGUCUUGUGGAGCUGUCAUUCACAUUCCAAGUGAUAUUCUCGAUCUUUGUAGGCUCUCAAGGUGUGCUAAUUUUUAUUAUAUAUGGUCUUCGAAGCACUGAAUUCCGCCAGACAUGGAUAAAACUCUUUAGUAGCUGUCGAUCAAAUACUGAUAACUUUGUGUCUUCUGAGAAAGGAAGCACUAAUCCACGAGAUAAUUCUAGCACUGUCGGAGUGGAGUUAUCGAGCGUGAACACAUUAUCAAGCAAGCAGUGUUCUCCACGCAAUGAAGAAAAGAACUAACUUGUAUAAUAAAAGAGACAAGAUAAAUACCUGAGUUUGUAUAUAUACUUAUAGAAGGUUGACUGUUAUCACAUGCAUACAUAAUCAAUAGUUGUGGGAAGUUUAA